UCCAGAACGUUAAUUUUGACUUGAAAUCAUCCAACAGCCUCUCCCUACAACCCGUCCACAUGUGCUCAGUCCAUUGGCUGAAAUAAUUAUUUUAUUUUUUCUUUUCUAUUGCCAUUAAUCAUUAAUUACUAACAGAAGGAAAAGAGACGGAAGAAUCAUUUCUUCUCUUUUACCAUGCAACCUUUUUAUUUUGGUCCUUCAAUUAGUCGGUAAAGGGAUUGCAUGAAUUUAGUGAAUUUUUUUUGCGAAAAAUGGAGCGCAGAGGGACGCUCUAACCCUUAAUCAAUUACUAAAUACAGAGUCUGAACUCCAUCGAUAAUUAAACAUAAUAAUAAUUUGUGAUGUAUUUUAUAAAUAAAAAAUAUUGAUCAUCUUUAUUGGAUUCAAAUAUAAACAUUUGGGUGUUGACGUUAAAUGUUGUAUUCAAAUAUGACAUGGGUUCUGGUACAAAAUCUCAGCUAACCCUCCAUGUCAUCUCAUUAUAUCACGACAUCGUGAUACGACCAUUGGCGGAGGCACAUGGAAGGGUGUGGGGUCAGUGGACCCCACUUGGAUUUUAGGCUGACAUUCAAAAAAUAUAGGUAUUAGAGGGGCAAGCAUGGGAAUCGAACCAUGGACCCCAUCUUACCAAUACCACUAGCCUUACCACUAGGACAACUUACUCAAUUGAUUACAGCAUGUUCAUUACUCUUAUAUUACUUAACAUUAACGACUUGACCAUCGCAGCAAAUUAAACUAAUUUACUAAUCCCUAAUCAAAUAUACUUUUCUCUGCCUACUGCCGCCCCAAAAGAAUCCCUUCCCAUACACGAGUUCGUAGAGAACUGUCUGUGCAGCGCCGACCUUUUGCCUCCCUAUUCAUUGUCGUUUCCGCUGCCAAGUGACCGAGUCCCCUCCAAAUCUUGUCCUCCUCUCUUCUAAGUUUGAGACGCAAGCAGCAGCAGUACUAGAGGACAUCAAGUCUUCUAUUUUGAACUUCGGCCAAGAAAUCUAAGAGCCAAAGACCAAAGGUAACUCGCAAUUCAAACAACUAAGCUAAUAAUAGUAUUGUAUUUACGUUGACUAUUUUAUUCCUAUAUAAGUUUUAUUGUUUCUUUUCAUUCAUGUCCACAGAUUGUUCAAGUUUCAAGAAGAAUCUGUUGUAUGCCUAUAAACAAUAGUGUACCAAUUGAAUAGUAAAUUUUAUAUUGAUUGAUAUCGUGCUCAAUAAUUUUGUAGAUUUCAAACAACUAUGGAGCGUUACUUUGCAAAGAAAGCAAAGACUACCCCAGUUCCUAAUCCUGUAGUUCCUGAAAAUAACGGAGCUUCCAAUAUCCAUCCAGAACCACACGAGUCUCCCUCUGCAGCUACAAAUCAGAAAGUUGAUCUCAAUUCCUUGCAAGCUGAUCCAGGGUUAAGACUACCGGUAACCUCCUUCCAUCCUAAUGUUCAUGAUGAGAUUAGAAGAGCUUAUCUUCAAAAAGGACCAUGUCAACCUCGAUUGCAUCAAUUUCCCUUUAGAGAUAUUGGUGAAAGGAAACGAAGAUUUAAUCCUUCUUGGUAUGAUAAGUACUCGUGGAUAGAGUACAGUGUUGCCAAAGAUGUUGUAUAUUGUUUGCCUUGCUACUUAUUUAGAAGUGAGAUCAGCAACAAGGGUGGAAGUGAUGCUUUUGUUUGGGAAGGUUUCAAUAGUUGGAAUAAGAAUAUUGGGAGGUUGGAUACUCAUGUUGGUGGUCCUAAUAGUCCACACAAUAUAGCUUCAAGAAAUUGUGAGGCUCUGAUGAAACAGUCACAAAGUAUCCAAGUUGCCCUCUACAAACAGUCGAAUCAAGCCAAGAAAGAUUACAAGAUUUGUUUGGAGGCUACAGUCGACUGCAUCAUAUUUCUUAUACGCAAUGGAUUGGCACUUCGUGGGCAUGAUGAAUCAGAUUCUUCAAGAAACAGAGGUAACUUUCUUGAACUUCUAGAUUUUCAUGCUCGAGGUAGAGAAGCUGUACAGAGAGUUGUGUUGGGAAAUGCUCCUAAAAAUCUCCAAAUGACCUCUCCAGACAUACAGAAAGAUAUUGUUCAUGCAAUAGCAUUUCAAACAACCAAGAAAAUCUUGAAGGAUAUUGGGGAUGAUUUUUUUGCUAUUCUGGUGGAUGAGUCUCAUGAUGUGUCUAUUAAAGAACAAAUGGCCAUUGUUUUGCGCUAUGUAGAUGGGCAAGGAUGUGUUGUAGAGAGAUUUCUUGGUGUGUCUCAUGUUUCAAACACUAGAGCAGUGACACUGAAGAAGGAAAUUGAGUCAAUGCUUAUAAGACAUGGAUUGAGCUUGACAAGAAUUAGGGGGCAGGGUUAUGAUGGAGCUAGCAAUAUGAAGGGGGAAAUUAAUGGACUCAAAACAUUGAUUUUGGAAGAAAGUUCAUCUGCAUACUAUGUUCAUUGUUUUGCCCAUCAGCUUCAGUUGACACUUGUUGUUGUUGCCAAAAAUCAUGGGGAUGUUAGUUGUUUCUUUACUACUGUUGGUAACUUGCUCAAUUUGGUUGGUGGGUCUUGUAAAAGAAAGGAUACUAUUCGGGAGAGCCAUGCUGUCAAAGUUGCUGAUUCUUUGGCUCGUGGUGAAGCAGAGAGUGGUCGGGGUUUAAAUCAAGAGAUCGGGCUAAAAAGACCAGGUGAUACUCGUUGGGGAUCACAUUAUGGUACUCUUGUUAAUUUGACUUUGAUGUUCACAGCUGUGAUUGAUGGUUUGGAGGUCAUUCGGAAUGAGGGAACUUCUGAAGCAAAAGGUGAAGCCGUUGCUAUGUUAACUUUAAUUCAGACCUUUGAAUUUGCUUUCAUCUUGAGAAUGAUGACUAAAGUUCUAGCAAUCACAAAUGAGUUGUCUUUGGCAUUGCAAAGGAAAGAUCAAGAUAUUGUCAAUGCAAUGACACUUGUUCGUACUGCAAAGAGUAAAUUGCAAGACAUGAGGGAUAAAGGAUGGGAUCCACUUCUGAAUGAAGUGUUGUCUUUCUGCAACAAAGAAUGUCUGCCUAUUUAUGAUAUGAAUGAUACUUAUGUUCCUCUAGGAAGAUCAAGGAGGAAUGCUCAACGAAUCACAAAUUUGCAUCAUUUUCAGGUUGAGUUAUUUUACACAGUGGUGGAUAUGCAGCUGCAAGAGCUUAAUAGUCGUUUUGAUGAGCUGAACACUGAACUCUUAUGUUGUGUGGCUUGCUUGACUCCUGAUAAUUCAUUUAGUGCUUUUAAGAAGCAGAUGUUGUUGAAGCUUGCCACGUUUUAUCCUAGAGACUUCUCAGAUGUGGAUAUCUCAUGCCUAGAUGAUCAGCUGGAUACAUAUAUUUAUGAUAUGAUGUCAAAUGAAGAUUUUAGAGAACUGAAAGGAAUUGCAGACCUUUCUAAGAAGAUGGUGAAGACAAAUAAGCAUCGAUCAUAUCCUUUGGUGUAUAUGCUUGUAAAGCUAGCUCUAAUCUUACCUGUUGCAACUGCAAGUGUGGAGAGAGCUUUUUUUGCAAUGAGCUACAUCAAGAACAAGCUGAGGAAUCGGAUAGGCGAUGCUUGGAUGAAUGACUGCUUAGUUGGGUACAUUGAGAGAGACAUACUAGAUGGUUUAGAUAAGGAAUCUAUUUUAGAGUACUUUCAGAAUAUGAAAACCCGUCGUGGUUCAUUGUAGACUUGGCUAGACCUUUCUUCUCUUUGUUUCUUUUCGUGAACAUGUUCUUUUAGAUACAAUUGGACGGAUGCUUUUAUUAUUGGACAAAUGCUUUUGUUUGACAAUCAGAUCAUUUGAUGAAUAAUUUAUUGUGGUUUUUUUUAUAAAUUUUUGGACCCCACUAUUACAUUUUGCUGGCUACGCCAAUGGAUACGACCUAGAUUUUGCAAGCUGGGAUUGUGUACCCUAUAUGUUCCCUUUAAAUAUUAAUAUUUGUUAUUCUAUUUGUAAUAUUGUAUUUUAUUCAAAUAUAAAAGUAGAUCUUUUAA
This is a messenger RNA of Linum trigynum, 3932 nucleotides long. The record is from the annotation of a GenBank genome assembly. Lineage: Eukaryota; Viridiplantae; Streptophyta; Magnoliopsida; Malpighiales; Linaceae.